This is a messenger RNA of Mangifera indica (mango), 729 nucleotides long. Its product is annotated as leucine-rich repeat protein 1-like. The transcript has 6 exons. Bases 61 to 594 code for a protein of 177 amino acids. Gene Ontology annotation, molecular function: protein binding. NCBI's taxonomy places the organism in Eukaryota, Viridiplantae, Streptophyta, Magnoliopsida, Sapindales, Anacardiaceae. The record is from RefSeq and is a predicted model, not a curated record.
CUCUUAAAGUAUUUAAACCCUCUUCUGUUCAACUUCUCUACUAAGAAUUGUUUUCUUGCCAUGGCAUCUCAAUUUCUGGUACAUUGUCUGUUUGUAUUUGCCGUUGCAAUUUCGACUGUAAAAUGCAACCAUGAAUCGGACGCUCUUUCUGCUUUGAGGAAAUCCUUGGUUGACCCAAACGGGAAACUUGAAAGCUGGGAUGCAACCCUUGUUGAUCCUUGCACCUGGAUUCACGUUACUUGCAAUCAAGAUAACAAAGUUACAAGGCUGGAUCUUGGCAAUUUUGGACUCGGGGGAUCUCUUGUCCCUGAACUUGGAUCUUUGGGAGAUCUUGAAUAUCUGGAGAUGUAUCAGAACAACAUCACUGGAUCGAUUCCAACCGAGCUCGGAAAUUUAUCAAACUUGAUCAGCUUGGACCUCUACGAAAAUGAACUCUCUGGUUCAAUUCCAGAUUCGCUUGGAAUGUUGAAAGCUUUACGAUUUAUGAGAUUGAACAAUAACCAGUUAACAGGCAAACUACCAGAGAGUGUCAAAACCCUUACAAAGGGAAAUUUGAAGAUCCUGGAUGUUUCAAAUAAUCAUUUGUCCGGAUGACUAAACAGCUGCAUCCAAGUAUCACUAUGUGAUAGAAUUAGUAAGGAAGACAAACCUGAGAGUGUUUGAAAUAAUAGCUGUAUUACUUCAAAAUCAUAAAAUUUUACUUAUAUGAAUAAUUAUAUAUUUCUGCUA